This is a messenger RNA of Bombus pascuorum, 2375 nucleotides long. RefSeq names its product poly(A)-specific ribonuclease PARN-like. Gene Ontology annotation, biological process: nuclear-transcribed mRNA poly(A) tail shortening. Gene Ontology annotation, molecular function: poly(A)-specific ribonuclease activity; metal ion binding; RNA binding. The coding region runs from base 147 to 1874 and encodes 575 amino acids. The record is from RefSeq and is a predicted model, not a curated record. Gene Ontology annotation, cellular component: cytoplasm; nucleus. Lineage: Eukaryota; Metazoa; Arthropoda; Insecta; Hymenoptera; Apidae. The transcript is spliced from 12 exons.
ACUGACUUAAUGUGGUCAAGUACGAGAAGAUCGUGUAGGAUCGAUGGACCCCGUUAAUUUUCGCGUCUAAUUUCAGUUCCGGGAAAGAAAUAGAAAAUGUCCGUUGUAAGUUCAGUGUAGAUAAGUAAGAGCAAGGUUAAAAAAAGAUGGAAGUGACUUCUUUAAAUUUUCAAGAAGUCCUUGUGGAAUUGGAUGAAGUUAUAAAAAAUGGAACAUUCCUUGCCAUUGAUGGUGAAUUUACAGGACUGAAUUCAGGGCCUGAUGCUGGUGCUUUUGACACACCUGCUCAGUAUUAUGCAAAAUUGAGAUCGGGAUCAAUGGAUUUUCUUCUCAUACAAUUUGGCCUUUCUGUAUUUACAUUCAAUACACAAACUCAAAAGUACAAUCAACGGUCAUACAAUUUUUACGUUUUUCCGCGUCCUCUAAACCGUACAGCUACGGAUUUGAGAUUCAUGUGUCAGACAUCCUCUAUGUCGUUUUUGGCAUCGAAAGAAUUCGAUUUCAAUAAACUUUUCAAAUUAGGCAUUCCUUACUUAAUAGCAAGCGAAGAAGAAAAAUUGAUCAAACGAUUAGAGGAAAAGCAAAGAAUAAGGGAUGAGACAUCAGAGAUUUUGCCUAUUUCGGAUGUUGAGAGGCCUCAGAUCGAAGAAAUUUGUAGAAAGAUAGAUGAAUUCAUCACUUCCGAGGAAGAAGAACUAGUGAUUGAUAAGUGUAGUGCUUUUAUCAGACGACUAGUUCAUCAGGAAGCAAGGCUGAGGUGGCCAAAUAAAUUGAGGAUUGAAAGUAAAAUGGAGAAUUUUGAAUGUAAUCUCAUUGUACAAAGAUUAGGAACUAAAGAACAAGAAGAACAAAGAGAGAUUGAGAAAAGAAAGAAAGAAAGGACAGAAAUUGAAAAUGCAGUUGGAUUAAGUAUACUCAUGAGAAAAAUUUCAGAUUCUGGAAAGUUAAUAGUUGGUCAUAAUAUGUUGCUAGAUCUCUGUCAUAUAAUCCAUCAAUUUUUUGGAUAUUUGCCAGAAUCAUAUUUGGAAUUCAAGUCUCUUCUUCAUUGUCUAUUUCCAAGAAUUUUAGAUACAAAAAUAAUUUGCCAUUCGCAGCAACUCAAGGAAAAUGUACCAUCGUCGAAUUUAGGUAUAUUGCUAGAAACAGUUAGUAAAUCACCGUUUAAAAUUACAGAAGUGGAACCUAUCAAUGGCAGAAGUUAUUCAACGCUGGAAGACAAAUGUCACGAGGCUGGUUACGAUGCAUAUAUAACUGGAAUAUGUUUCAUUGCAUUGUCUAAUUAUCUUGGUUCCUUACAAAACCCCGAAGUACCGAUAGUUUUAUCGGAUUCAUCAUUACUCGACCCUUUUGUAAACAAACUCCUCAUAGCAAGAUUGAAAGAUAUUCCGUUCAUAAACCUUGUCGGAGAAGAUCCUAAUCCAAAUAGAGAUCAUAUAUUUCAUAUAACAUUCCCGAAAGAGUGGAGGUUUAAUGAUAUAUCUCAAUUGUUUAGUCCAUUUGGAGGUGUGCAUGUGUCAUGGUUAAAUGACACGUCUGCAUACAUAGGACUAUAUCGUCGAGAUCAAGUUAACGCAGUAAUGAAAAUUCUAGGUAAAACGAAUACCUAUAAGAUUCAAAGGUAUGCUGAUUAUCAAGCUUCUCUAGGGGUGACUGUUGGUGCAGGAGAUCGUAAACGGAAAUUAUCCUCGUCUGAGUCUGUCUCGCCGAAGAAAGGGGAAAACUCCGUGCCAACGAACGGCGUGAAGACUACUGCGGACGACGAUGGCUGGGAAGUAGCCACAGGGAAACGACGCCGGAAGCGGAAGGACCGUACGGACGUAGGUGAUGCACGAAAAACGAAGCAGAAAUUCCCUGAGGCUGACUCUUGGGAAUAGCAUUAUUCACAAGAGCCAAGUUUCAGAUUAUAACAUAUCGUCCUGUGGAGAGACGGUGAAUAAGUUGGAAAAUCCUGAAACAUUUCGACUAUAUUUUAUUGUAUCUUAUUUCUUGUUCAUAAUAUCAAUAUAAUGAUAUCAAUAAUAACUCAAACUUUGCAUGGCACUAUUUUUUUUUUUUUUUCGCACUUAGAAGCAUUAAAAAUGUACAUGAUUGAUCCUCUCGUUUCGUUUAAUCGCUAAAUUAAACAGUGAAUCGUAAUAACACGUCAACCAAAAAUUAACAUUAUGUUCUGUAAAUUAGCAUUUUUGAUCGAAUUUUAUAUUUAUACGUAUGAGAUCAAAUAUUUUCACUAAACACAAUGUAUUAGUACAAAAAAAUGUAUUAUGAUCUGUGAAAUGUAGCCAAAUAGCCUGACUCAGAUAUGUAUGUAUUUAGUUUCAUGUCGAAAAUGCUUUAUAUUGUUAAAUACUUUGGAAUAAAUAUAUGAUUUGACGAAA